Molecule: messenger RNA, 954 nt
Organism: Andrographis paniculata
Lineage: Eukaryota; Viridiplantae; Streptophyta; Magnoliopsida; Lamiales; Acanthaceae
Product: chromatin remodeling protein EBS-like
Exons: 5
Coding region: 71-721 (216 amino acids)
Molecular function (GO): chromatin binding
Source: RefSeq, a predicted model, not a curated record
CUGCUUGCUUCGAUUCCCCGCUGUAAUCUGCUACCACUCCUCCCGUUCCAGUUGCCGCCGCCGCCUCCGUAUGGCGAAGACGAAGCCGGGAAAGAAAGACCUCGAUUCCUACACAAUUAGAGGCACCAACAAAGUUGUCCGACCUGGGGAUUGUGUGUUAAUGAGGCCGCCCGAAUCAGACAAGCAGCCAUAUGUUGCGAGGGUUGAGAAAAUAGAGGCCGAUCACAGGAAUAAUGUGAAAGUGAGAGUAAGGUGGUAUUACCGCCCUGAGGAAUCCAUUGGCGGCCGUAGGCAAUUCCAUGGGGCCAAGGAACUCUUCUUAUCGGACCACUUUGAUGUACAAAGCGCCCACACCAUUGAAGGCAAGUGCAUGGUGCAUUCCUUUAAGAACUACACCAAACUUGAGAAUGUGGGAACGGAGGAUUAUUUUUGUCGGUUUGAGUAUAAGGCUGCCACCGGAAGCUUCACUCCUGAUCGUGUUGCUGUUUAUUGUAAGUGCGAGAUGCCUUAUAACCCGGAUGAUCUCAUGGUGCAAUGUGAAGGAUGUAAAGACUGGUUUCAUCCUUCCUGCAUGAGUAUGACCAUAGAAGAAGCAAAAAAGUUGGAUCAGUUCUUGUGUUCUGUUUGCUUAUCCGAUGAUGAGACGAAAAGGUCCUUGAACUCAUUCCCUGAAUCUUCAGCUACUGAGGCAAAGGUGCAGCCAAAACGGCGAAAGAGAUGAGAUGAGGCAAGCUGAUGUUGAGAGUUACGGUGCAUCAUCAUGCAGUGACACCCACACCCCUUGUUCUUCUUGCAUAGUAGGGUUGGUGCUGUUGUUGUUGUUGUUGUUGUUAUGGCUAUUAUUGUAUGAUGAAAUUGUACAUUGCAGAGGCGAUGUAAAAAUGGAUUGGAUCGAUGGGACGAGUUUGAUGACGAUAAAUGAAUGAAUGAAUGAAUGGCAGAGGGAUUGGAUUA